AUGUCUCUCCUUCCGCCCUUCUUCUUCUUCUUCUUCUUCUUCUUCUUCUUCUUCUUCUUCUUCAACUUAAGAGAAGCUGGAGAAAACAAAGAUUCGCAUCCAGGACCUAACUAUUCUCGAGAAAAUGGGAAAGAGCGAAAUUCCUCAACUCGGAUGUCGGAAUCUUGUACGGCAUGCCUCAUGGAAGGCUCCAUACAGAGGAAUCAGAUCUUGCAUGGCUUUUCUCUCAAGUCAUUCCGUUACACCUGGUCCUACCUGACCCCCUUUCCUGCCGACCGAAAAGAAAAGAAAAACAAAGCUCAACCAAAGAGGGUUACAUCCAACGUGAUGGCCGGGGUUCUCAUUCGUUGCCAGCCCAUUGGCGAUGCUUUAACUUUCCUGGGGAUCGAGUCGGUCGAAGAGCGGAAAUCGAGGCAUUCAGUCACGUUCACUCAUGAUGUGGGACGGUCUUUAGAAGGAAACCUGCACCGGACGACAUCAGAAGAUGAAGAUGAAGGAGUGCGUGAUUUCGAAGGCAUCUCCAACCAGGCUGCGCGCGCUCUUGGCGGCGCCUUCGUGUCGAGCCAUUUAGGCACCCUCCCACACCUAUCCCCGAGAAAGGCCAAUCCAAACCUCCAGCUAGCUAGAAUAAGAAUCCCCUCGCUGCAUUUCGCCAUCUUAUCUUCUAUAAGCUUCCGGUAG
Aspergillus ochraceoroseus IBT 24754 is the source of this 681-nucleotide messenger RNA. RefSeq lists its product as uncharacterized. Bases 1 to 681 code for a protein of 226 amino acids. The record is from RefSeq and is a predicted model, not a curated record. The transcript is spliced from 4 exons. NCBI's taxonomy places the organism in Eukaryota, Fungi, Ascomycota, Eurotiomycetes, Eurotiales, Aspergillaceae.